This is a messenger RNA of Westerdykella ornata, 680 nucleotides long. RefSeq lists its product as uncharacterized. The record is from RefSeq and is a predicted model, not a curated record. Bases 186 to 620 code for a protein of 144 amino acids. Lineage: Eukaryota; Fungi; Ascomycota; Dothideomycetes; Pleosporales; Sporormiaceae. The transcript has a single exon.
CUUGCCUCGGUCCUACCACUCGCCGGAGUUUCUGUCCGGAUACGCUAACACCACGCGAAACACGAACGCGUCGUCGCCGAGUUUACAUUCUCCUCGGCCGCUCGGCUCGGACGUGUUGAUAUAUACAUGCCAACCGGUCCCCUCGGUUCCACCAGGAAGGGUUAUCCACUAUCAUCGAAACCAUCAUGCAUUUCGAAACGUCACCAAGCACCUCGCCAGCCAAGUCACUACCCAUUGCCAUCAGGCCCAUGGCAUCCCCAACAAGCUCCCUUCACAGCAACUGGUCCCAGGACAUCGCAGUGACAGGUCAAGGGUCCACCUGUGCCUACCCGUCGUGGCCCACCGGAAAGUCACUUGGGUUCCGAUCACCACCAAGCUCCUACAUCAGCGAUGCCGACCUCUUCGGCGAGGGUGACGACGACUGCGAGGGCCCAUUCCUAGAUGAGGCACCGGCUCCACCUCGUGUACCGCCCAUGGCUCAGGCGUUCCCCAUCCUGCCACCUCUCUACGUUGCGGAGAAACCCAAGAAGCAACAGCGAAGGCGUAGCAGCGGCCGCAAGUCUAGGCGCAGCUCCAAGCCUAUGUCGCCCAUUGCCGAAUCCGUCGAGGUCGUUGAAUGAGGAGUCCAACCCAUCCUAAGAUGCUACCGCACACGCGUUGAACUCAGCACGCCGCGUACA